This is a messenger RNA of Kogia breviceps (pygmy sperm whale), 7320 nucleotides long. The record is from RefSeq and is a predicted model, not a curated record. Lineage: Eukaryota; Metazoa; Chordata; Mammalia; Artiodactyla; Physeteridae.
GUGGAGCCCGGCGGUGGCGCCCCGCAUCCCCCGCCCUGCCGCUCCCGGAGUGCGGGACCUUGCUGAGGGGUAAGUGCGCCCCCGCGCCCCCUCUGUCUCCGGCCCACCCCCGCCUCCUCCGCCCCAGCCCCUGUCCCUCUCCCAUCCCCACCCACCCGGCUUGGCACUCCGGAAGCUGUGGCGAGGAGGGCCGUGGCCGGGCUCAGCCCCGCGCCACCCCCAGGCGGCCAGGAGGGGAUGGCCCUGGGGAGCAGGAGGCGGGAAGUCGCUCUUACCACCGAGGCCGAGGGCUGGUCACCGCCCCCGAGCCCCGACAUGGAGGAGCUGCUCCGGAGCGUGGAGAGAGACCUGAACAUCGAUGCCCGGCAGCUGGCUCCAGCCCCGGGGGGCACCCACGUGGUGGCCCUAGUGCCUGCGCGCUGGCUGGCCAGCCUCCGCGAGCGCCGGCUGCCCCCGGGACCGUGUCCCCGCGCGGAAGGCCUGGGCGAAGCGGAAGUCAGAACUCUCCUGCAGCGCUCCGUGCAGAGGCUGCCGCCCGGUUGGACGCGAGUGGAGGUCCACGGGCUGCGGAAACGGAGGCUCUCUUACCCGCUGGGCUCCCUGCCUUUUGAGGAGGGGUCCGGCAGCCCGGAAACCCUCACUCGCUUCAUGCAGGAUGUGGCUGCCCAGAAUUAUCGCAACCUGUGGCGCCACGCAUAUCACACUUACGGGCAGCCCUAUAGUCAUAGCCCGGCCCCUGCAGGUGUCCCUGCCCUGGACUCAGUACGACAAGCUCUGCAGAGGGUCUAUGGUUGCCCCUUCCUGCCAGUGGGCGAAGCUACCCAGUGCCCAUCACAUGCCAGAGAUGGCCCCUGUCCUCCUCGGGGCAACCCUGCCUCUCCCAGUCUUCUGAGAGCUGAGGCUCUGCUGGAGUCACCAGAGAUGUUGUAUGUGGUGCACCCCUAUGUGCAGUUCUCCCUGCAUGAUGUGGUCACCUUCAGCCCCGCCAAGCUAACCAACAGCCAAGCCAAGGUGCUCUUCAUUCUCUUCCGCGUGCUGAGGGCCAUGGAUGCCUGUCACCGCCAGGGACUGGCCUGUGGGGCCCUAUCUUUGCACCACAUCGCUGUGGAUGAGAAGCUUUGCAGUGAGCUACGGCUGGACCUGAGUGCUUACGAGAAGCUCAGAGAGGAUGAGGAUGAGGAGAUCUCUGUAGCAAGAAAUGGGGCAGGCAUUGAGCCUGGAGAGGAGGGAGGAGGGGGACCUGGGUGUCCCACCUGCCAGGAGGAACUUAGGGACCUCGUGCUAGACUGGGUCCAUGGCCGCAUCAGCAACUUCCACUACCUCAUGCAGCUGAAUCGCUUGGCAGGUCGGCGGCAGGGGGACCCCAACUACCACCCAGUGCUGCCCUGGGUGGUGGACUUCACCACGCCCCGGGGGCGCUUCCGAGACCUGCGCAAGUCCAAGUUCCGCCUCAACAAGGGGGAUAAACAGCUGGACUUCACGUAUGAGAUGACGCGGCAGGCGUUUGUGGCAGGUGGCGCCGGGGGCGGGGAGCCACCGCACGUUCCUCACCACAUCUCUGACGUGCUUUCUGACAUCACAUACUAUGUGUACAAGGCUCGGCGCACACCCCGGUCGGUGCUCUGUGGACACGUGCGGGCGCAGUGGGAGCCCCAUGAGUAUCCGGCAAGCAUGGAGCGUAUGCAGAGCUGGACACCUGAUGAGUGCAUCCCCGAGUUCUACACCGAUCCCUCCAUCUUCUGCUCCAUCCACCCUGACAUGCCUGACCUGGACGUGCCGGCCUGGUGCAGCUCCAGCGAGGAGUUCGUGGCUGCCCACCGGGCGCUGCUGGAGAGCCGAGAGGUGUCCCAGGACCUACACCACUGGAUUGACCUCACCUUUGGCUACAAACUCCAGGGCAAGGAGGCCGUGAAGGAGAAGAAUGUCUGUCUGCACCUGGUGGACGCCCACACUCACCUGACCAGCUACGGCGUGGUGCAGCUCUUCGAUCAGCCGCACCCCCGGCGCCUGGCCGGGGCCCCUGCCCUUGCCCCUGAACCUCCACUCCUCCCCAGGCUGUUGUUCCAGCCCAUCCAGGAGAGCACAGGCCGGGAGGACUUACCAGCGCAGCUUACGAAUGGAACGGGCAGGCCAGUUUUGGAAGCCACUCCCCGUGAGGCUGCCUGGGCCAGGGACAGGCCCGUGGUGGGGGAGGAUGACUUGGAGCAGGCCACAGAAGCUCUGGAUUCCAUCUCCCUCACCGGGAAGGCAGGUGACCAGCUGGGCCCCUCUUCCUCCUCCUCCUCCUCCUCCUCCUCCUCUUCUAGUCAAGCCCCUCCAGGCCUCCUGCCUUUCUCAGGGGCCUCAGCCUCUCGAGCAGGCCGCCGGAACAAAGCUGCUGGGGUAGACCCCGGGGAAGGUGAGGAGGGCAAGAUUCUUCUUCCGGAGGGCUUCGGUCCUCUGCAGGCUCUGGAAGAGUUGGAGAAACUGGGCAACUUCUUGACCAAAGGCCUCGGGGGCCGCUUGGAGGUGCCUCAGCAGCCCCAGGUCCAGCGAGCUGUGCAGCUACGGGACCUCUUCCAUCGGGACAUGCAGGCGCUGGGUGUCCUGUUGGCUGAGAUGGUGUUUGCCACCAGGGUCCGGACACUGCAGCCUGAUGCGCCUUUGUGGGUACGCUUCGAGUCUGUUCGGGGGCUCUGCACACGCCAUCCCAAGGAGGUCCCUGUGUCUCUGCAGCCUGUGCUGGACACGCUCCUGCAGCUCAGUGGCCGUCAAGGCCCCGUGGUUGCAGGGAGGGGCAAGCUGGGCCCGCUGUUCGAGUACAGGCCCGUCUCCCAGGGAUUGCCCCCGCCCUGCCCGGCCCAGCUCCUCAGCCCCUUCAGCUCCGUGGUUCCCUUCCCUCCUUACUUCCCUGCGCUGCACAAGUUCAUCCUCUUGUACCAGGCAAGGCGCGUGGAGGACGAGGCCCAGGGGCGGGAGCUGGUCUUUGCUCUGUGGCAGCAACUGGGUGCAGUUUUGGGUGACAUCACCCCCGAGGGCCUGGAGAUCUUGCUGCCUUUUGUGCUGUCACUCAUGUCUGAGGAGCACACGGCCGUGUAUACGGCCUGGUACCUAUUUGAACCUGUCGCCAAGGCACUGGGCCCCAAAAACGCUAACAAGUACCUACUGAAGCCUCUCAUUGGUGCCUACGAGAGCCCCUGCCGGCUACACGGGCGCUUCUACCUGUACACCGACUGCUUUGUGGCCCAGCUCAUGGUGCGGCUGGGCCUGCAGGCCUUUCUCGUCCACCUGCUGCCCCAUGUCCUGCAGGUGCUGGCGGGUGUGGAGGCCUCCCAGGAGGAGAGCAAGGGCCUGGCGGGGGCUGCAGAGGAUGAGGAAAGUGGGCUCCCGGGGGCCAGGCCUAGCUCCUGUGCCUUUGGGGAGGAGAUCCAGAUGGAUGGGGAGCCUGCCGCCUCCUCGGGCCUGGGGCUGCUGGACUACACGUCUGGCGUCAGCUUCCACGACCAGGCCGACCUCCCUGAGACAGAGGACUUCCAGGCCGGGCUCUACGUGGCCGAGUCCCCUCAGCCCCAGGAGGCUGAGGCUGUGAGCCUGGGCCGGCUGAGCGACAAGAGCAGCACCAGCGAGACCUCCCUGGGCGAGGAGCGGGUGGCCGACGACGGGGGCGCCCCGGUGGACAAGAGCAGCCUCAGGUCAGGUGACAGCAGCCAGGACUUGAAGCAAAGCGAGGGCUCCGAGGAGGAAGAGGAGGAGGAGGAAGGCUGUGUGGUGUUGGAGGAGGGGGAGGGGGAGCAAGAUGAGGUCCCCGAGGCGUCUGAGCUCACGCUGUCCAACACGGUGCUGUCCAUGGACACGGUUGUGGCCGGUGACGGUGGGGCUGACGGGGAGGAAGAAGAGGAACCACUGAGCGAGCAGUCGGAGGGCAAAGAGCAGAAGAUCCUUCUUGAUACGGCCUGCAAGAUGGUCCGCUGGCUGUCCGCCAAGCUCGGCCCCACCGUGGCCUCUCGCCACGUGGCCCGGAACCUGCUCCGCCUGCUGACGUCGUGUUAUGUUGGGCCCACGCGGCAGCAGUUCACCGUGAGCAGCGGCGAGAGCCCCCCGCUGUGUGUGGGCAACGUCUACCAGAAGAGACCAAUACUGGGCGAUGUGGUAUCGGGACCCGUGCUCAGCUGCCUCCUCCACGUGGCCCACCUGUACGGGGAGCCCGUCCUCACCUACCAGUACCUGCCCUACAUCAGCUACCUGGUGGCUCCGGGUAGCACCUCAGGCCCCAGUCGACUGAACAGCCGCAAGGAGGCGGGGCUGCUGGCAGCGGUGACUCUGGCCCAGAAGAUCAUCGUGUACCUCUCGGACACCACCCUCAUGGACAUCCUGCCCCGUAUCAGCCACGAGGUCCUGCUGCCUGUGCUCAGCUUCCUCACUUCCCUCGUCACGGGGUUCCCAAGUGGAGCCCAGGCCCGGACUGUCCUGUGUAUGAAAACCAUUAGACUCAUCGCCCUCAUCUGCCUGCGCAUCGGACAGGAGAUGGUCCAGCAGCACCUGAGCGAGCCCGUGGCCACCUUCUUUCAAAUCUUCUCUCAGCUGCAUGAGCUUCGGCACCAGGAGCUGAAGCUGGAGUCCGUGGGCCGCGGUGAGGGCCAGCUGCCAAAGGUGGCCUUCUCCGAUGGGCAGCUGCGGCUGGUGGACCCCACCCUGCUGGACGAGCUGCAGAAGGUGUUCACCUCGGAGAUGGCGUAUACGAUCUACGUGCCCUUCUCCUGCCUGUUGGGUGACAUCAUCCGGAAAAUCGUCCCCAACCACGAGCUGGUGGGGGAGCUGGCGGGGCUGUAUCUGGAGAGCAUGAGCCCAAGCAAUCGCAGCCCUGCCGGCGUGGAGCCCACCGCGCCCAGCACCGGCCCUGAGUGGGACCCCCAGGGUGGGGGCUGCCCCCAGGACGAUGGCCACUCGGGGACCUUUGGGAGCGUCCUGGUCGGGAACCGCAUCCAGAUCCCCGAUGACUCCCAGCUUGAGAGCCCCGGCCCGCUGGGCCCCAUCUCCGGGCUGGGUGGCGGGGCCCUCGGCAACCGGAGCGAGGAGAACGUGCUGAAGCGAGAGCUGCCGCGGAGCGCGCACGGGCUGAGUGGGAACUGGCUGGCGUACUGGCAGUACGAGAUCGGCGUGAACCAGCAGGAUGCCCACUUCCGCUUCCACCAGAUCCGCCUGCAGAGCUUCCCCGGCCACUCCGGGGCCGUCAAGUGUGUGGUGCCCCUGAGCAGCGAGGACUUCUUCCUGAGUGGCAGCAAGGACCGCACCGUGCGCCUCUGGCCCCUCUACAACUCUGGGGACGGCACCAGUGAGACGGCCUCACGCCUCGUCUAUGCCCAGCACCGCAAGAGUGUCUUCUUCGUGGGCCAGCUUGAGGCCCCGCAGUGUGUGGUGAGCUGUGACGGGGCUGUGCACGUCUGGGACCCCUUCACAGGGAAGACCCUUCGCAUGGUGGAGCCGUCGGACAGCCGGGUGCCCCUGACUGCUGUGGCUGUCAUGCCCGCCCCCCACUCCAGCAUCACCAUGGCCAGCUCUGACUCCACCCUGCGCUUUGUGGACUGCCGGAAGCCUGGCCUGCAGGUCAGGGGCAUAUCCUGUUCCCUGAGCCCCGGCCUGGGUGCCUGGCAGGGAGGAGAGACCCCUGAAGAGAGGAGGCCAGGGCAGAGUUUCUCUUUGGUGACAGAUCAUCCGCAGCAGCAGACCCUGGGGGUUGGGGGGUGGGACUCGGGCUCUGGGAGUUGGGGAGCCCCCCCUCGAUGGGGGACGAGGGUCAGGCCUUCCAGCUGUGUGGGUUGGGGGAUGAACUGGACCUCGGGGAGAUGCGGGUUGGAGCAGGCGGUGGCGCCUCAGCGUGUCUUCCUCUGCCCGCAGCAUGAGUUCCGCCUGAGCAGCGGGCUGAACCCUGGGCUUGUCCGCUCCCUGGCUGUCAGCCCCAGCGGCCGGAGCGUGGUGGCCGGCUUCUCCUCGGGCUUCAUGGUGCUCCUGGACACCCGUACGGGCCUGGUUCUGCGUGGCUGGCCUGCCCAUGAAGGGGACAUCCUGCAGAUCAAGGCGGUGGAGGGCAGUGUCCUGGUCAGCUCCUCCUCUGACCACUCCUUGACUGUCUGGAGGGAGCUGGAGCAGAAGCCCACGCAUCACUACAAGUCAGCAUCCGACCCUAUCCACACCUUCGACUUGUACGGCAGUGAGGUGGUAACCGGCACCGUGGCCAACAAGAUCGGCGUCUGCUCCCUGCUUGAGCCGCCUUCCCAGGCCACCACCAAGCUCAGCUCCGAGAACUUCCGCGGCACGCUCGCCAGCCUGGCCCUGCUGCCCACCAAACGCCACCUCCUGCUGGGCUCAGACAACGGGGUCAUCCGCCUCCUGGCAUAGUCCGAGGCGAGAGCUGGCCAGGCGGAGGUGGGCACACGUCCUCCGGGAGUCCAUCCCUCACCUUUGUUUCCCCAGCAGCAUCCCUCCUGGCAAGCCUCAGGCUCCACCCAUGCCCUGGGUACCCGCGUGGCCUGCCGGCUAAGGUGGCGUGGAGGUCUGGGCUCCUGAACCCCCAGAGCCCCUGAGGCUGCCAGAAGGGAUCUCGUUCAUGGCUUGGGGCGAAUGCUGCUCCACCGAGCCAGUAGGAAGCAAGAGGGAGAGCCUGGGGAAAGCAUCGCUGCCCUCUCUUCUCCCCAGCUCCACCCUCCGCAUCCACAUGGGGACAGGAAGCUCUGGGAAGGGGAAGGGAGACUCUCCCUGCCUAGCCAGUCUCCAGCCACAGCACCCCUUGCUGGGCUCUCUCAGCCCCUGUCCUGCAAGGACCGGGACGCCACCCCAGCCCGGGACACUGAUGGUGCUUGGACUCCAGCCUCUAAGGGCUGGCCAUGGUUCAGGAGUUAGGGGCCUUGGGCGGGGGUUUAAGUGUCCUCCCAGUCAGGCCCUGCCCAGUGUGGGACCAGUAGGGGAAGAAAGAGGGCAGGACCAAAGGAGAGAAGAUGGACUGGGCCCGCUGGUGCCUGCCAGGAGCGACCCCAUGCCUUGCCUGCCCACCUGUCAACACAGUGUUUGUGCCUUGAGCUGGUGAGAGAGCCCCUGGGUCCAGAGCCCCUGGGGGAGCAGGUCCAAGACCCUGAAAGAAGGGGCAAGAAGGAUCAUCUCUGCAUCUCAGGUCUCCCUCCCCCAGGGGACAGGAAGACCCAGGCAUCCCCGGGUCCUCACAUUCUGGAGCAGAGAUGAGGUCUGAGGCUGGGCCUUUGCUGCCUUCUCACUAUUUGCAAUAGAUGUAAAUAUGAUCAAUAAAUUCUUUGGAAGAGCCGUCGGACCGAGUGAGGCUUCUCUUUUUUC